AUGGAUGAUUAUAUGGAAUAUCCCACGGUGGAUGAUUACAAGAUAUCACAAAAUUUUUCAAUCAUUCACUGUUACAACGGAAACAUGGGUGGGCACCCGUACAUGGGGGAAAUAUAUUCUGAGAAAAUAGGUGAUUCAGGUGUAAUCCAAAGCAUUGCCAACAGCAUAAUUAUCAUCAUUUGUAUGUUUGGCUUCCUGGGGAAUGGAAUGGUCAUCCGGCUUCUGGGCUUCCACAUUAAGAGGAAUCCUUUCACCACCUACAUCCUGAACCUCUCCAUCGCUGACUUUGGUGUCCUUGCAACUCUCCUGACUAUUAAUUUGCCUGUUGUAACUCUCUAUGAGAAAUCCCAUGUCGCUGUUUUAAUAAGAAAAGUAUUAUUUGAACUAUUUUUCUUCACAUAUUCUGUGGGCCAGUUUCUACUGACAGCCAUCAGCAUCGACAGGUCUGUGGCUGUCCUCUUCCCACUUUGGCAUCGAUGCCACCGACCACCACGUUUAUCCACCAUUGUCUGUACCCUGAUUUGGACCCUCUCUUUCCUGCUCUCAGGCAUUCACUUUACUCUCCUUCUGACUCAGAGCUAUACAAACCCUUACCUAGUGUACCAGCUUAUUGUAAAUGCCCUCAUUUGCACUCCUCUGAUGGUCACCUCCACUCUGAUACUGGCCCUCAAAGUCUGCUGCAAAUCAGAGCAUAAGCAGCGUGGGAAGCUGCUCACCACCAUUUUGCUUGCACUUCUUUUCUUCCUCAUCUUUGCUUUCCCACUAAAUGCCAUUUACACUGCCAUCUAUUUCAAUGAGAACAAUAUGAUUCUAUUGGAAGUUGGCUUUGUGUGUGCCUGUCUGAAUAGUAGUGUCAACCCGCUGAUCUAUUUUUUAGUUGGGAGGAGACAGAAGAAGGGCCAGUCUAGGGUCUCCAUGAAAGUUGCACUCCAGAGGAUUUUCAAGGAUGAGGAAGAAUCAGCAUCCAAAACUGAAAACUUGGUUAUGAUAGCAACUUAAUGCCUUAAGGCAGGACUGGCCAAUUCUUUAUUAUCAUAAGCACAAUAAUGUACAGAGAGUAGUCUGUGGUGUGAAUGACUUCUUUUAAUGUCUUUCUAU
This is a messenger RNA of Lacerta agilis (Sand lizard), 1098 nucleotides long. RefSeq names its product proto-oncogene Mas-like. The transcript has 3 exons. Gene Ontology annotation, cellular component: membrane. The record is from RefSeq and is a predicted model, not a curated record. Bases 1 to 999 code for a protein of 332 amino acids. Gene Ontology annotation, biological process: G protein-coupled receptor signaling pathway. Gene Ontology annotation, molecular function: G protein-coupled receptor activity. Lineage: Eukaryota; Metazoa; Chordata; Lepidosauria; Squamata; Lacertidae.